CCUAAACAAAAAUAACCAAGCCGGACAUGUGCCGAUUUGGAGUCGAGGUAGUUCAGGCAUGGAGUUGGGCCACAAGGGCACCACAUCGCGAGCUGCGCGGGACCCAAUCACGACGGCAGGACGCACAUCAUGCAGUAAUCUGCUUCCGUGCUGCCAUCUGGCAGCACUAGACGGGACAGGGUCAUUUACCCGUGGCUGGGGAAACAGACAGCCCAAGAUAUCGCCCCAAGAGGUCAUCGCCAACAGCACAGAAAACUCACUGCCACUGUUCUGGUACUCGGCCCCAAGGUGUGUGGACUACCGGGCCUGA
This is a messenger RNA of Podospora pseudocomata, 310 nucleotides long. RefSeq lists its product as uncharacterized. Lineage: Eukaryota; Fungi; Ascomycota; Sordariomycetes; Sordariales; Podosporaceae. The record is from RefSeq and is a predicted model, not a curated record. The coding region runs from base 59 to 310 and encodes 83 amino acids. The transcript is spliced from 2 exons.